Stylonychia lemnae is the source of this 3144-nucleotide messenger RNA. The record is from the annotation of a GenBank genome assembly. NCBI's taxonomy places the organism in Eukaryota, Ciliophora, Spirotrichea, Sporadotrichida, Oxytrichidae.
AUGGACAAAUCACCUAUAAAUCUCACAAGUGUCCCCUAGUCCGGAGGUCUUGAUGUUCCUAAAUUACCAGAUACUAGAACAGGCAUUAAACUUAAAUAGAAGCUACUAUAAGAUGAAUCUGUCAUCAAUGUUAAAAACAUUAGGAAACUCGGUUAGCUUAAUAUGGAAGAAAAAUCUUUAGUUUUAGCCUCAUAUGAAUUGUUCAAUUCAAUAGACAUUUAGGCAGGAAUAAGCUAGACUAGAGCUCUAUACUCUAUUUUUAACAUAAUCGAUAACAUUCUAAAUUAUCCAUACUCAGAUGAGCAAAGAAUUUUAAACAUUAUGAAUUUCAGCUCAAGUAUUUUGAAGCAAUAAAAUACAGUAAAGUUCCUUUAAACACUUGGCUUUGAACCAUCUAUUUCACCAGAGAUAUUAGUCCUUCCUUAUGAUAAGCCAAUUAAAAGGUUGAUGGUUGCUAGAGAAGCUCUUGUUUCUAAAUUAUCUAGUAAAAUCGAAACAGUUUAGCUAGCUGAUGUUGAAGGGAAGCUUGGCUUCCCUACAUUUCAAAGAUUUUCAGAACUGUUUGGUGUAGAUUUAUCUGAGAAGACUGCGAAAAGUGAAAGAGAAUCAAUAAUGCUAACUCAAUAGGAAGUUAUGACUCUUAUACAAGAAACUGAAUGUAGAUCCAUUGAAGAAUACAUUGUUGAAUUAGGAGAAAAUGCCAAUGAAUUCUAGUUGGUGUUUAUGGACUCACUUGGAAAGAGUAAUAAAGCUAAGGAUAUUUUAAUGGUGCUAAGAGAGCUUUGGCUUGAAGUUAAUGUUCUUCAUAAAACUGCUGUUUUUCUUAGGUAAUGCUUUGCUGAUCCAGUUUCAAGAGCCCCAUUGACAGAUGCUAAAGAUAAGAACUCAAAGUUCGCUAGAAAUAUUUUAAUGAUUGAUAUAAUGGACGCUCAAGGGAUAAGAAAAGGAACUAAAGGUAGAGCUAAUACAAUAGAGUAACUAGUACUUCUAUAUUGCGAAAGAGAGACUUAUAAGAUUUAGAAUUUUCCUGAUUAAGUUCAGAAAAUUGACAAUCAAAUUAGAAAAGGUAUAGGAGGUGAAAGUAGUAUUUCUACAGAUAAACUUUGGGAUGUCGUAAAAACCAUAAUAAUUGAGCGAUUAACAAGAAAGCCUAAAUUAAAAAGACCGUCUGUGGCAUAGCCAAAAUUAUUAGAAUGGGUUGAAUGCAUGGACCCUGAAAUAGAACUUGCAGAUCUGCAUGAUUACAGCAAAGAAAGGAUUGAAGAUCUUGAUGAACUCGUAUCCUUGAUCACUAAAAGAAAUCUAGAAAGAUAGAGGAUGUUUGGAGAUUUUUCAAGUAAGGUACCGAAUUCUGAGCUCGAUCCAUACAAUACUGGUAAUAUGGGGAAAUUAGAGUUUCCGACUAAUUCAAGUAAAGAAAGAUAAAAUGGUGGGUCCCUUGAUGACAGACAUCUUGAUGAAAGAAUCUAUGAAGCUAUUUGGUCACCUACAACAUGGCUUCAUCAAAAGUAACUAAUUGAUGACUUCGUAAUAUUUACUGUGAUGAGUGAGAUAUGCAAUGAAUCAGAAACUGAAUUUAUCUUUAACAUUAGACAGUGUUUCAGGAAUUUUAUGAUGGAAAAUAUGCCUAAUUUAGAGGUAACAAGGGAUGGAUAAGCUUCAGAGUUCUCAUCAUAAAAGAAAAAAGAUCAAACUAAAAAAUCAAAUUUAGACUAAUAUUUAGAUUAGGCUUGGAAACAUCUUUACAGAAACUCAUCACCUAAUGUCUUACAUGCCACUAUCUUUAAUAGCCACUUUGAUUACAUGAAAUAAUAUGUUGAAAGAGGAGUUGAUAUAAAUGCUAAAGAUUUCAAUGAAUGGACUCCGCUGCAUUGUGCUGCUUAUAUGGGAAAUGUCUUAUAUCUGAAGCACAUGCUAUCAAGGCCUUAUAUAUUUUUGCAUGAGAAAAAUGAUGAGGGUAAAACACCUAUCUAAGUUGCAAUAGAGGCAUCAAAUGUUUUCGGCGAAGAAAAUGCAGUAACUUGUUUAUUAGAAAGAGGUACUGAACUAGAAGAGGAUAUUUGGCAUAGACUUUUAAUCUUAGCUUAUAACUAUGACAUAGUAUCUUAUCCUAAGUUGGCUUUUAGAGCAGGGAUUAAUUUGAAUAAUUGUGGUGAUGAAACUAAAGUAUCUUUACAUAAGGCAGUUUGCUGUUUGUCUGUAAAGAUUAUUAAAUUUUAUGGAGAAGCAUUAUCCUAACAAGAACUUACUAAUAUGAUAAAAUAAUCAGACUUCUAGGGAUUAAACGUUCAAGACUAUGCUAAAUUAACUGAAAAUCAGGAGAUUAUUACAUUAAUUGAGAAGAUGUCAAAUGGAGAAGGUAUAUAAUCUCAUUUAGUAACACGAGAUAAUAUUGAAGCUCUCAAAUCAAAAUCGAUUAAUAAUGAGAGUAGAUUGCAGUUUUCUGAUAGAAAUUCAGAGAUUAAUGAGAAUAUUACCCACUAGAUUGAUAAAUUUGAUGGAAGUGGAGAUAAAUACAGAAAUGAUGAGUGGCGUAGAAGAGAUUUUGAUGAUGACUACAUCAAGAAUGUUUAAGAAUAGCAUUUAAAAGAAUUAAAAGAUGCCUAAUCUAGGUUGCUAGAGAAAGACACUCAGGUUGAGUCGUUAUAACAAGACUUGCGCUAGUAGAGUGAAAAGAUGAUGAAACUUUAAGAGGAGAUCAAUAACUUGUUUAAUGAGUAAAAAACUCAUCGACAUGAUGAAGCUAGAUACCUCAAGAAGGAACUUAGAGACAUGAAUAAAAAUUUCAACAAUCAGAUUAAUGCUCUUCAAUCUAACAUUGAGUAAGUGACUAUAUUUAUUUAAGCAUAAAAUAGAAAAACCACAAACAAUCUUUAAGAGAUGCAGGGCUAGUAAUAGAAAGCUUAUGAAGACUUUAACAAGCUUUAAAAGACUCAGAAAGAUCUAAUGAAGAAACUUUUAAAAGAUAGAAAUAAUUAACUAGGAAAUGAUCAAAGUAGUAAUAUGGGCAAGCUAGAUAAGAUGAGCACGGCUAGAAUGGGUUCUUUACAAGGAAAUUAGAGUGUUAAUGGCAAUAAUAAUGGGCAGGUAAAUCAAGUUUCCCCAGAGAAUACCCAGAAAAGUUCAAAUUGCAAGAUAUUUUGA